This is a messenger RNA of Prunus armeniaca (apricot), 1239 nucleotides long. NCBI's taxonomy places the organism in Eukaryota, Viridiplantae, Streptophyta, Magnoliopsida, Rosales, Rosaceae. The record is from the annotation of a GenBank genome assembly.
AUGACCAAUGAGAAAGAUUAUGGUGAUCAGGAAGAAAACACAUCAGAGGGGUCUUCCCAAUUGAAAUGCUCAUCCUUUGAUUUGAAUGAAGAAGCUGGUAGUGACAAUUGUGAUGAUACCAAGGUUGAAGAAUUCGAACUGAGUGUUGACGAAGACGACGAAAAAAGAGGUCAAGGGAAUAUCAAUAGUAGUACUGCCACCAGUGCUGAAGGAAAUGAAGGGCGGAGAGGGAAAGUAAGGCAAUAUGUGAGAUCGAAAAUGCCUCGUCUCCGGUGGACACCUCAACUCCAUCUUUCUUUUGUUCAUGCCAUUGAAAGACUCGGUGGCCAAGACAGAGCAACUCCCAAGUUAGUUCUUCAGCUCAUGAAUGUGAAAGGACUUAGCAUUUCGCAUGUAAAGAGUCACUUGCAGAUGUAUCGAAGUAAGAAGCUUGAUGGGGAUGGUCAAGUGGCAUCUGAGAAACGAGAAUCCACGCAUGGGAGGGAUCACAUAGCUUGCAUGUUGCACCAAACAAUUAAGCAGCCUCGUCAACAUGUAUACUUUAGAACGGACAACGGUGGCAUUGUUGUAGCGACACCUUCACACGACCACAGACAACCACUACACUCAGAUUUUAAACCUAACGUUCCAAGGUCAUCAUGUUCUUUACUAAACAAAGAAGUUGUACAAGGCAACAAAUCCAUGGAAAUGAUGGUGCGAUCGACUGCUGUCCCCAUAAACCCUAGCCGGUUUCUUGAGGAAAAGAAGUGGCCUCCAUUUGGAAUGAUUCACAAACAACAAUGUUGGAGAGCUAAAAGAUUUCCUACCAAAAUCAAUUGGUCACAUAAUUAUAAUGGCUCCCAAUCUGAUCAUUUAGUGCAUCAUAUGCGCACCACAGCAAGGUUGAAUAGUGGGCAGUUUUUCCACAAUACAAGAUCAACAGAAUGGAACCUUGGAGAGAACAAGAACACAAGGCGGUUUCCAUCAAAUUCACACAAUUCUAUCAGCAAUUCCAGUUGCCACAAAACUGAAUUCGAGCCCUUAAACGAAGAAAAGAUUUUGAAGUACAAGGAAUGGAUGCCUGAAUUGGAAUUGGGUCUGAGCCAAAGAGUUGAGAAUCAUGAGAAGACGAUUUUCCAACAUCAGAUGGUUAGUGAAGAAGCUUAUGAAACUGCCCAAAGAAUUAAACAAAACUAUUACAAAGAGCAUGAGGACAGGAGCAAGCAGGAAAUUAGCACCAAGCUUUCUCUCUCUCUCUAA